AUGUCUUCUGCUGAGCCUUUCAACCCUCACAGUGUUGACCUGGACACUGUGGACCCCAAGGCCGUGGUCUGCUACCUCAACUCGUCUCCAAACGACUACAAUGGUCGUAUCGGUCUCCGUAUCUCGGCCUUGUUCGUCAUCAUGGCCACCUCGUCACUCACCACCCUUUUCCCGGUCUUGGCCACGCGCAUUCCCCGUCUGCGUAUCCCGCGCUAUGUUUACCUCUUCGCCCGUUACUUCGGCGCCGGUGUCAUCAUUGCUACCGCUUUCAUCCACCUCCUCGAUCCCGCCUACGAGGAGAUCGGCCCCGCCUCUUGUGUCGGUAUGAGCAAGGGCUGGGACUCUUACUCCUGGCCUCCUGCCAUCGCCAUGACGGCCGUUAUGCUCAUCUUCUUGCUGGACUUUGGCGUCGAAUGGUAUGUCGAGCAAAACUACGAGUGCGAUCAGGCCGACGUGAGCGUCGAAAAGGUCAUCACCACCUGCCCUGGCCACUCUACCGACGGCGCAAAUUCCUCCGACGAGGGCCACAGCUCCGAGUCUCACGACGACUGCCACAACAGCCCUCACAAGCCGUCCACCACCGGCCACGACGCUCAUCACGGUCACCAGUUCCUCCACUCCGGCGAUCAGGACGCCCCGACCCCCAUUGCUCUCCAGACUGCUGCUUUGCCCACCACCGACUCUCAUGGCCACGACACUAGUAAGGACACCAUCGACAUCGAGUCGCACGCCUUCCUCACCGGCGAGUCCCCUGCUUCCGAGCGCAUCUUCCGCGAGCAGAUCGCAGCUUUCCUCAUUCUCGAGUUCGGCGUCCUUUUUCACUCGGUCAUCAUCGGCCUCAACCUCGGCGUUGUCGGCGAGGAGUUUUCCACCCUCUACCCCGUCGUUGUCUUCCACCAGGCCUUUGAGGGUCUGGGUAUCGGCGCCCGUCUGUCCUCGAUUCCGUUUCCAAAGCGCCUUAGCUGGAUGCCCUGGGCUCUGUGCGUCGCCUAUGGCUUGACCACUCCGAUCGCCCUUGCUAUUGGUCUGGGGGUGGCGACCACAUAUGAGAGCGCUGGCUUCACUGCGUCGAUCAUCUCGGGUGUGUUGGAUUCCAUCUCGGCUGGUAUCCUCCUGUACACCGGCCUCGUGGAGCUCCUCGCCAGGGACUUCCUCUUCAAUCCCGACCGCACUCGCGAUAAGACCCGCAUCCUCUUCAUGCUGGCUUGUCUAUUCGCUGGCUGCAUCCUCAUGGCGUUGCUUGGCAAGUGGGCUUAA
This is a messenger RNA of Neurospora tetrasperma FGSC 2508, 1257 nucleotides long. Its product is annotated as zinc-regulated transporter 1. The coding region runs from base 1 to 1257 and encodes 418 amino acids. The transcript has a single exon. Lineage: Eukaryota; Fungi; Ascomycota; Sordariomycetes; Sordariales; Sordariaceae. The record is from RefSeq and is a predicted model, not a curated record. Gene Ontology annotation, biological process: zinc ion import across plasma membrane. Gene Ontology annotation, molecular function: high-affinity zinc transmembrane transporter activity. Gene Ontology annotation, cellular component: plasma membrane.